Messenger RNA from Closterium sp. Yama58-4, 633 nucleotides. The record is from the annotation of a GenBank genome assembly. NCBI's taxonomy places the organism in Eukaryota, Viridiplantae, Streptophyta, Zygnematophyceae, Desmidiales, Closteriaceae.
AUGGGCCACGACAUGAGCUCCAUGGGCGGCGGCUCCGCAUCCGGCGGCGCAGAUACCUCCAGCCCCAGCUACGACCCAGAUUCUCCCUCCACCAGCAGCGCAUCCGGCGGCGCAUCUGGCGGAGGCAUGUCGAUGAUGAUGAUGCAGAUGUGGUUCUAUUGGGGCCCGAACGUGACUAUUCUGUUCGAAAAUUGGAAGACUAGCAGCUGGGGGUUCUAUCUCCUCGCGUGCUUCCUCGUGGUGGUGUUUUGCGUGCUUCACGAGUUCCUCACGUCGUUCCGGCUCAAGCUGUCUGCUACUCGCCGAUGCCGCGUGAAGGACGCCGAACAAGGUGAAAACUUCACCAACGUCGCCAGCAGCAAGAAGGCGCACCACUGGCGGCCGCUCCUGGACCGCCUGGCAUUGACGGGCAUAUACGCACUCAACCUCACCUUCAGCUAUGCCAUCAUGCUCAUCAUCAUGACAUUCAACAUUGGCCUCUUUAUUGCGGUCGUUCUCGGCCUCACUAUUGGCUUCUUCUUUUUCGGAGCCAAGAGGCGGAAGAACUCGUCGGAUAGGCCGAUUGUGGAGGAGGCGCAGGAGGAGAAUUGCUGUGGCGGGGGUACUUCAGAUGUGUGCUGCGCCGCUCCAUAA